AUAAUACUUAUAUUUGCUUGAUUUUGUUUUGGAAUUUCAACAUAAAAAACAAAAAUAAAAAAUUAACAAAAUAAAAACAGAGCGCGUUUGUUGUGAUUUUAACCUCCACCACCACCACCACACCAUCCACAACCACCGUCCAUACCACCAUCAUCGUCGCCGACCGACCUCCACCGCCAUCGUUAAAAUCAAUUAGAUCUAAUCUGACCUCCACCACCAUCACCGCUUCUGUAAGAGAUAUGCGAAAGUGACAACAACGACCGGAGAGAGUGAGAGAGUUGCGGCGUUAAGGAGAACUACCGGAAAAUACGACGCCGGUGGCCGGUGGAUGGUAGCCGGCGAAUUAAAGAGAACUGAGAGAGAGGAAGAGGCCAGUCGUGAAAGAGAUCUUAGAGUUGGAGAAGAUAGAGUGUAAAGGGAAAGAAAAAAGAAAAGUGAAAAUUGUUUUUAGUAUUAUUCACCUGCUACAACAUCAGUAAUUCAGAUACAGCAUCACAGCCGUUUAACUCAUCCAACGGUUGAAAGUCAGUUGUUCACAGCUAUUUUCGAAUUGAAUCAAUGAUGGAAGGAGACAUAGCAAUUGAAGAACAUCAAAGAUCUUUAGCAGCUCCUUUCGUAUUUCUCAUCGUUCUCGCUUUUCAGUUUGCUUCUCAUUGGAUUGAUCAUCUCAAGAAGAGUGGAUCUGAGAAGGAAAAAGAAAUUAAGUUGCGUGCAGAAAUAAAAGAACUUUUGAAGGAGGCAAGCUCCCUGUCACAGCCAUCCACCUUUGCACAAGGAGCAAAACUCAAAAGACAGGCAGCUGCAAAGGAGAAGGAACUUGCAAAGUGUCAAGAUUUACAGGAUAAGGACACAACUUUGUAUUCAAAUGUUCUGCUCUUCUCAAAGGUUUUAACAUAUUUAAUUUUGCUUAUCUGGUUUUGGAGUUCUCCUGUAGCUAGCAUAUCUCAACAACUCGUGCAACCAUUUGGGAGAUUAUUAUCUUGGAGGACUGGUGGAGUUCAAAAUAACAAUAUUAUGGUUGGCAUAAUACCUUGGCUAGCAGUAUCUUCGAGGGUUAGCAGAUUUAUUUGUAAAUUCAAGUAUAGCAAAUAGACGCACAUGAGCCAGUUUCUACACGGUUUCUUGGUUUGAAGAUUUUUCUUCAACCAUAAUGUCUGUAGUUUGAAACUUGCAUCUAUAAAAAUAGACGCAUGUGAUCCUCUAGAAUGACUGAUUGAUGGCUGGUAUUCUGGAUUUAAAAUGGAAAGAACAGGACGUUACUAGGUUUGUAUAUCUUGAAAUUAGUCCCUCCUAUAUGCAUUUCCUCUUCUGGAUGUGCUUUCUUUUGUGUCUUUUUUUUUUCUUGAAUUUUUUUGGGGUACUUAUUAAGAAAUUGUCUUUAAAUAAGGAGAUUUGUCUUUUAAAUGCAUUUGAUUAGUCUUAUUUAUUUAUUCAUUUAUUUACUUGUUU
Molecule: messenger RNA, 1449 nt
Organism: Trifolium pratense (red clover)
Lineage: Eukaryota; Viridiplantae; Streptophyta; Magnoliopsida; Fabales; Fabaceae
Product: protein GET1-like
Exons: 8
Coding region: 559-1092 (177 amino acids)
Biological process (GO): tail-anchored membrane protein insertion into ER membrane
Source: RefSeq, a predicted model, not a curated record